Triticum aestivum (bread wheat) is the source of this 5806-nucleotide messenger RNA. RefSeq lists its product as uncharacterized. NCBI's taxonomy places the organism in Eukaryota, Viridiplantae, Streptophyta, Magnoliopsida, Poales, Poaceae. The record is from RefSeq and is a predicted model, not a curated record. Gene Ontology annotation, cellular component: membrane. The transcript is spliced from 2 exons. The coding region runs from base 2615 to 5683 and encodes 1022 amino acids.
AAUAGCCAUCACCCCAGUGGAUCCUCCCCUAGUUGGCAAGUAUGAAAGUGACAUAGUUGUACCUAAGUAUCAUCUAGCCAUUAGUUUUUUUUUAUAAUUUUACCUAAACAUCAUCCAAUCAUUGAUUUCUUAGAUUAUUAUAUUGAUUAGUGAAGCGCCACACUCUGAAACUUGAAAGCUUAUGCCUGGAGCUUGCAAUUUAACUGUAGCUAAUGAAGGCAAAGUUACAGUGCUCUUAUAGUGGAACCUAUAUCAUCAGUACUGUUUGAAGGACUCGAGGUGCUUGUUUGUAGCUUUGUAACUUUCUGAAAGCCCAUGUGCAGGAGUACUAUAGUUAACUGUAUUGUAGUGGUUAACACAAAAUGCGAACAUGCACGAUGCUCAGCCAGCACCUCCGAUGAAAGUGGAUCUGAUCACAUGCAUUAGCACCAGCUCCCAAUAAUUACUUUAUUAGAUGAUUAAAGCAGAUCCUAUCCUAUGUACAUGCAUGUAGUCAGCUUAAUUGGGGUAGUGGCUCAAAUAAGUCUAUGCAUGGACUGCAGCGUGAGUUUGGAUGUAGGUAGCUGGCUCGUAGUGUCGCGAAGAUGCCAUCAAGUCAGACAAGCUUCAAAAACAACGGCAUGCCAACAAAAGGCACAAGGCAGCACGUAAAGUGCCAACCAACUGGGCUAAUAUGCACUCCUUCCCAAAACAAACUCUAAAUUAAAAAAAAAAAUCUAAUUAAAAGAUUGUAAACUUCAGGGAACAUAAUGCUGGAACUUACUCCCUCCGUUCCUAAAUAUUUGUCUUUCUAGACAUUUCAAAUGACUACUACAUACGGAUGUAUGUAGACAUAUUUUAGAGUGUAGAUUCACUCAUUUUGCUCCGUAUGUAGUCACUUGUUAAAAUGUCUAAAAGACAAGUAUUUAGGAACGGAGGGAGUAGAUGAUUGGCAAUGGACUGGCCGGUUGAUAUUUUCACACGCAGCUUAAUGUCAACGGGAAUUAUCUCAUCUGAAGCGAACGUUCAGUACUAAUGCGCGACACGAGCCUGUGAAUGUGACGUCAUGACGAUAAUGUGGAUGAUGUGACAGUGCACACGACCAUCGCGCCGUAUUGCUGUCCUAAUGUCGAUGGUUUGCACAGGUAUGCAUUGCAUUUAUUUUUUGUCCGUACUCUGUCAGUAGCAACACAAUAACCUUAUAGAAAGAUUCUGUUCCAAGCUAAUCCAGCUCAAAAGCAUAUGCUUAUAUGGCUGCCACCACACAUGCAUUGCAUCUAAUUUUAAGUAUGUAUUCAGGCUUUGUAAUUUUACAGUGCAAUACUUUGACUGAUCUCCAUGCUCACUGGCAGAUAAAGGCUUCUCGGGAUUCCGAGAACCAAAAAUCUGCCCCGACCUCUGGUUUUCUAUAACAACCAUUCGGAUGAAAGAGCGAGAAAGAAUUUAGCUCCUUAUUAAUGCGUAUCAUGUAGAGACGUAAAAUACAGUUGCUAGUGUACGAUGGAUUCAACCACGCACUGGCACUAGUAAUAAUACUUCUUUCUUGUCAGAGACAGGAUAUACAGACGUGAUUGCACAUUUCUAACUGCAGAGCCAUAGGGAUAUAAAAUCGCCAUGUAUAUUUAUCUAUAUAUAUCCAUCGAUUCCCAGUUUACAUGUGGGAGGGCUCUCUGUUCCAGCUACCAAGCACUGACCCCAACACACCCCAUCAGCUGUGCAACGACUGGUAGUUGAUGAUACAAAGGGGGAACUGAUUGAUUGAUCGAUCAAGCAGUCAAGGUAGCUGUAAAUAUAUCACAUCCAGUAUAUUUCCGUAAAUGUAAGUAAAGCAAUGGUAUUUGAUAGACCAUCUUCAUCAUUGUGUCAAACAAACCACAACCAAUUGAUCUUCAUGAUUAUACUUACACAUUUCACAUCUAAACCAUCACGACUGUAUCUAGUAUCUAUACAGGUUAUAAUCGACAGUUCAUCAUAAUUUUAUCUGAGCAGAUCUACCACGGUUGUAAUCCAAACUUAAUUCCCGUGCUGAUUUAGUAUCACGAACAACUCUCCACCAGUUUACCAUACAAACUAUCAUCGUUGGACUUGGAAUGUGAACUGUAAUCUUGCACACUGCUGAUCUAUUCUAUAAAAUACAGUGUUUGGUGCAUGAUUGAUUCGACAGCUAACAGUACAAUUCAAAGAGAAAAAAAAGUUACUCCAUCUGAUUCAUAUUACUUGUCACACAAAAGGAUGUCACUAGCACUGAAAUACGUCUAGAUACAUCCGUUUGAGCGACAAGUAAUAUGGAUCGGAGGGAGUAUGUAUGAAUGCAGCAGUACAUUUGUUGAUGCAAGUUGGGAAUGUUUAAUCAUGUAUUAAGCGUUCAAGGUAGGAAGUUGCCCAAGUCUUGUCUGGUCACACAAACUAAACCCAGGCAGGAGAAUGGAUAUAAAAUUGACCAUAGAGUGCUAGCCUUGUCUGGUCAGACAAACUAUAGGAAAAUGAUUCCAAGUUCACAUGUGGGUGGGCCCUCGGUUCCAGCUAAGCCACCGUGCAUUGAGUCUUGAGACUCUUGACUUGGUAACAUACAUUGGUUGUGGGUUGAUAUAUAAAUUCAAGCGAGAGCCCAUCAAUCUGAUAGCAAAUUAAGCAAAUGGCACCCAUGUCCUCCAACGUCAUGGAAGCCGGAGCUACACAAACCACCGAGCAGGGCCAUGGCGGAAGGGAGGCUGGCAGUGCAGCUAAAGACGAGGACUCAAAGCUGUAUGAGUUCAAGGAGCAGCUCCUGCUGCUGUCGACUCUGGUUGCAACGGUGACGUACGUUGCCGGGCUGAACCUUCCCGGGGGAUCCUGGGAGCAGGAUGACCCGGGAGGGCAUAUGGCCGGCGACCCGAUCCUUCGGGAUACCCACUACCGCCGGUACCUCGCCUUCUACUACUGCAACGCCACCGCCCUCGCCGCGUCGCUCGUGGUUUCCCUCAUACUCAUCAUCCUGCCGAAGAAGAAACAAUACUGGACACUGGUGCUGAGGAUGGUGAUGGUGCUCGACCUACUAGGCCUCAUGGGAGCCUAUGGUGCCGGGAGCUGCCGUGAUGCAUUCACGACUGUCUACGCAGCGGUAGCCUUCUUCAUUUUGGUAUUGAUCAUCAUUUAUGUUUUCUUAUACGUCUUGCUCAAUCGUGAUGAUGAGGUCCACCCCAACUCCACCCCCACUGCAACUCCAUCUCCAUCUACGCCUCCAAUUCCUACUCUGCCCACCCCAAGUCCAUCUCUAUCUCCACCUCCAAUUCCCACUCUGUCCACCCCAACUCCAUCUCCAUCUCCAUCUCCAAUUCCCACUCUGUCCACCCCAACUACAUCUCCAUCUCCAUUUCCAAACCCUGAUUCCUAUUCCUACUCUCACUCCAUCUCCAGUUCCAGCUUGAACCGUGACUCCAACCCCAAACCCAAGUUCAACUUGAACCCUCACUCCAACCCGAAACCCGAUUCUAACUCGAGCCCUGACUCCGACAUCAAACCCAACUCCAUCUUCAUCUCCAAGUCGACCUCCUUCGUCGAUGCCGUGAAGCGAGUCCAGGCAGAGAAUGAUGUGGUGAGGUCACUCGCUGACGUCAAGAUGCAAGCAGAGAAGGAGAAGAUUGAUGUGCUGAUGUUACUUGCAACCUUCGCAGUCACCAUCACAUACGUUGCUGGGCUCAGUCCACCUGGUGGGUUCUGGAGCAGCACCCAAGAUGGACACCGUUUGAGUGACCCGGUGUUACAAGCCCGUGGCCGGUACCGUGCCUUCUUCGUUUGCAACACCACUUCGUUUGCCGUGUCCCUGCUCAUCAUCGUGUUGCUCUUGGAGAAGAAACUGCUCAACAAGGAGCUGCUCAAGAAGGAGCUGCUCAAGAAGGAGCUGCUCAUUAUCACAGUUCGGUUCGCCCUCUAUGUGUUGAUUGCUGUCGCUUUGCUGGGCCUCAUGGUAGCCUAUGCUGCUGGGAGUUGCAGGGAGACUGAUAAUACUGUCUUUGUCCUUACCCUCACUGCUGUGGUUCCUAUCUGUGUGUGCCUCCAACUGGCAUUUGUUACUUGCACCAAUUGUUGGAAAAGACCCGCAACCAAGUUUGGUGAUGUCUUGGGAUGGUUCAAGACUCCUCGAGGCACCUCCACAAGCACGGACAUCCAGCUACACAUUCAUAACACCCGCUAUCUUGUUAUGCUCCUUGCUACUCUUGUGGUGACCAUCACUUACCAAGCAGGACUAGAUCCGCCUGGUGGCCUGUGGCUAGAUAGCCAGGAUGGGCAUACAAUCGGCCACCCGGUGCUCCAAACGACACAUCCUACUCGAUACCAAGUGUUCUUCUACAGCAACUCCGCAGCUUUCGUCACAUCCUUGGUCGUCAUCAUGAUGCUCCAGAGCAAGUAUCUGCUCACACGGCACACACUUGAAGCAGCCCUAGUACUGGACCUAUUUGGCCUCAUUACUGCCUACGGUGCCGGAAGCACCAGGGACGUAAACGCGUCCUUCUACAUCAUCGCCUUGGCAGGCAUUGUCCUCGUCUAUGUCAUUGUCCAUAUCACAAUAAUAGACCAUGCCCCUGAGCCAGAGGGUGGCGAUGUUGCAGUAAAGCAUCUCGAUGACAAACGCAAGGUGCUACUGUUGGUUGCUAUCUUGGCCGCUACCCUCACAUACCAAGCUGGUCUCACCCCGCCUGGUGGCUUCUGGUUAGCAGAUGACCAAGGGCAUGGUCGUCGUGCGGGCUUCCCAGUCCUUCACGACAAUUACCCUCGUCGUUACCAUGCAUUCUUCUAUUGCAAUGGGGCGAGUUUCAUGGCAUCCGUAACACUCAUCCUUCUUCUUGUCAAUCCAAAGCUAUACAGGCCAGGUAUACGUUGCUAUGCGCUCUAUGUGUGCAUGCUGGUGGGCAUGGUUGGCCUCAUGGGUGCCUAUGCCGCUGGAAGCUCCCGGCAUCUUAAAACCUCCAUCUAUGUAUUAUCCUUGGUUGUCGCAGUGUCAGUCUUCAUAGCCUUGCUGGUACCCCUUUUCCGGUACAUCUGCAAAGACAACAGCACCAACAAUAUCGCCAUUCCUGCCACCGCCACCACCGCCCCCAACAAUACCAGCAAUGCCGCCACCACCAUCAAUGCCACCGCCACCGCCAACAAUAUUGCCGCCGUCGCUGCUGCCACUUCCACCACUACCAUCAUCACUACCAAGGAGAACGAUAAACUUGAAUACUUGAUGUUGCUAGGAAUCUUGGGCGCAAGUAUGACAUACCAGACUGGCCUAAAACCACCGGGCGGCUUGUGGCAGGACAACACCAAUGGACACUCUGCUGGCAACCCCAUCCUCCACGACAUCAACAAGCACCGGUACAAUGCUUUCUUCUACAGCAACUCCACUUCCUUUAUGGCCUCAAUCGUGGUUGUCGUCAUGCUUCUUCCAUUGACAAUUCAAAAGAAGUUUCACGGUCACAAUCUGCCACUCUGGCCGAUGCACACGGCCAUUUUACUGGACAUGAUUAGCCUCCUGGUGGGCUAUGCAGCAGGCAGUACUAGGAAGUGGGAAACCUCCAGACAUGUCAUGUUCCUCAUCAUCCCUGUGUUGCUCUACAUUGCGGUCUAUGCAUUAGCGUCAAUCUUCUACCACAGGAAGAAACAACGUGUGUUGGAAAGGUCAACCCUGAUUCUACCCCAACUGGCAGAGUCAAGUGAUUCUUUGUCAGGUCAAAUUCAGUAGUUCAAUUUUUGGGGAACAAUAUACAGAAACUUGUGGAAGGAACUGAAUAUGUAAUUUUGGGACAGAGUUUAUGAGAUAUUGAGCACCAUAUCUAUAUUUGAGAUAUAUUGAGUUAUUUAUUUA